CGCGGGGGCUGCCGGGAGCGGCGCGGUGCCCGCUGGGAGCAGGUCACCAUGGCGGCCCGUGUCCUCUCGGCCUGUGUCCGCCGCCCGCUGUCCCGCCCGCCGCCCGCCCCGCGGCCCGCCGCGCUCGGCACCCUGCGGCCUCGUCACCCGCCGCUGGCGCUGCCGGGGCCCGGCGCGGGCGGGCGGGCGGCCCGGCGCUGCCCGCUGCCUCCCGCUCUCUUGCGGGUGCCGCGGGCGGCCUGGCCGCCGUGCCGCCGCUUUUCCGACCUGCCGCCCCUCACCCUGGCCGACAUCAAGGACCGCGUCCUCUACGUCCUCAAGCUGUACGACAAGAUCGACCCGGAGAAGCUCACCGCGGAGUCCCACUUCAUGAAGGACCUGGGUCUGGACAGUUUGGACCAAGUAGAAAUCAUCAUGGCUAUGGAGGACGAAUUUGGAUUUGAAAUUCCCGACGGAGAUGCAGAAAAGCUAAUGUGUCCGCAAGAGAUUGUAGAUUACAUCGCAGAUAAGAAGGAUGUUUAUGAAUAAAACCAGCUCUUCAGAGGUGAGAGAAGUCCCUACUGCUCAGCCUGGGCUGGUGUCAGUGGGUAUGAGUAUAAGCGCACACGCUGUACUGUUGCUGCUUUCAUCGGAAAGUUGUCCUUGGACGUUGUAUUUAAAGCUGUCUGAAUGUGUUGUCCUUCAAAAAGAAGAAAAAAAAAAAAAGGAAUAAAUAUACAAGACCAUUGUUGUGU
Molecule: messenger RNA, 734 nt
Organism: Tyto alba (common barn owl)
Lineage: Eukaryota; Metazoa; Chordata; Aves; Strigiformes; Tytonidae
Product: acyl carrier protein, mitochondrial-like
Exons: 4
Coding region: 49-528 (159 amino acids)
Biological process (GO): fatty acid biosynthetic process
Cellular component (GO): mitochondrion
Molecular function (GO): acyl binding; acyl carrier activity
Source: RefSeq, a predicted model, not a curated record